CUCUGUUUAGAUCUCACUCAUGCUUACACGUUAUAGUCAGGUGAAAGGUACAUCCGAUGGAAAGGUGUUUUCUUUUAUUUGGACAUAGGGAUAUGUGUUCUAAACCUCAACGCUGUUGACAGCUGAAGGUAACCUAAUUUAAAAACCGGGAAAAAUAAGUACACCCGCUUGUGUCAACUGUUUGCUGAAAUAUCUUAAUGUAGCUGUUUCUUGUAACUGUCUAUCAGUGUCACACAUUGACCGGUUGGUAUUUUGGCUAAUUUUCUUCACAGUACUGCUUCAACUGUGUCAUAUUCAAGAACUGUAUUGCAUAGACAGCCCCCAUUUAGUCUUCCCACAGCAUGUCGAUAGAAUUGAAAUCUUGGCUUUUACUCUGCCAUUCCAUUAGCCUCCAUUUCCUUUUAAGACAUUCUGUUGUAUCCUUGUGCGGUUUGGGUCAUUGUCCUGUUGUAAGAUUUGGUUCGGCUAUGGCCUUUAGACAGAUGGCUCCACAUUCCCCUCUAGAAUUCUCUAGUACUAUAUGGAAGUCAUGGUUUACUUAAUAACAGGAACUUAGCCAGAGCCUGUGGCAGCAAAGCAGCCCCACACCUUAAUACCACCUCCUCCAUGCUUUAUGACUGGAAUGAGGUACUUCUGUUUAAAGGCUGUUGAGUUUUCACUCAACUUGGCAUCUGACAGUGCGGCCAAAAAAUUCCAGCUUUGACUCAUCUGUCCGCAUAUUGUCCCAGUCGUUUUGGACUUUACCCAGGUGAUGGCAAAUGUCAGACAAGUCUGUUUUUUGUUUUCUGUCCUCCCAUUUUAGGCCAAGUUUGUGCAGUCUCUCUCUCUCUGAUAGUGGAAUGGUCUUGAAAAUUCAUUUUAUCAAGAGAAGUCUGUAGAUUACCCUGUGGUGCUUUGACACUUCUUUGAGCAACUUUCAGUCAGCUCUUGGCCUACAUUUGGUGGUAUGGCCUGUCUUAUAUAGAUUGCCAGUGGUCUGGAAUUUUCUCCCAUUGUAGAUUAUGUCAAUUCAAUGGAAUGAUUUACUUUGAAUUGCUUGGAAAUAACUUUGUAAACCCUUCCAGGCGCAUGGGACUCGAAUAGGUCUAUUGGCAUGAUUUGUUACCGCACACCCAUAAGGUUAAGACCAAAUCAGACCAAGUUUCUAUCAUUUAUGGAAGGCAGGAUCCUCCCAAGUUAAUCUCUCUUGAUUUUUUUUUAUCAUUUGCACCUGUAUUGAAUACUCCAGAACAGAGGAUUGUAAUACAAGCACAGAGCAAAAUGGUUUAUUAGGAAACAGUUCAACAGGAAAAAACUCAGGACAAAAACAGGUAAUCCGGUAGAACGACAACAAGACCGAUCAGAAGACUAGAAGGGAAUUCCAGAGGCCUUGCAGGAGGUUCGGAACACCAGGUAUCAAGUAGAAGGCCAAAGGUACAGAGAGGCAGGCUAAACAGGGAAUCCAAGGCUGGCAUGGUGGUCAGAACGGCUAAUAGGGCAGAAGUACAGGCACGGAUUAGACGAGAACAGGAGAACCAAAACAAACAGGCAGAGAAUCGAGAAAUGGUCAUCAAAGUCAAUGGCCUUGACGGAUGUGAUGCACCAGAGUGUGUUUGAACUGAUCCACGCUGAGGACCAGCAGGAGUUCAGGAGGAACCUUCACUGGGCUCUUAACCCCCCGGCCAUGCCGCAGCCGGCAGAGCCCCCCCCGGAUGGAGAGCCAGUGCCCAGCUCCUCUCUGGUGACCUACAACCCAGACCAUCUGCCUCCUGAGAACUCCUCCUUCCUGGAGAGGAGCUUCGUCUGUCGCUUCCGCUGUCUGCUGGACAACUCGUCAGGCUUCCUGGCGUUGACCCUCCAGGGCCGGCUGAAAUUCCUGCACGGUCAGAACCGCAGGCUGGAUGAUGGCUGCAACGUGCCUCCUCAGCUGGCUCUAUUUGCCAUCGCCACGCCCCUCCAGCCCCCCUCCAUCCUGGAGAUCAGGACCAAGAACAUGAUCUUUAGGACCAAACACAAGCUGGACUUCACCCCCAUGGCCUGCGACGCCAAGGGAAAGAUCGUUCUGGGCUACACAGAGGCCGAGCUACGUGUCCGAGGUUCCGGCUACCAGUUCAUCCACGCAGCCGAUAUGCUCUACUGUGCCGAGAACCACGUUCGCAUGAUCAAGACGGGAGAGAGCGGCCUGACGGUGUUCAGACUGCUCACUAAGGAGAACCGCUGGAAGUGGGUCCAAGCCAACGCCAGGCUGGUGUACAAGAACGGCAAGCCUGACUACAUUAUCGCCACCCAGAGGCCCCUGGUGGAGGAAGAGGGAGGAGAGCACCUGCGGAAGCGUUCCAUGCACCUGCCCUUCACCUACGCCACGGGGGAGGCCCUGCUCUACCAGACCAGCUACCCCAUCCACGGCCUCACCGACACGCUCCAGCCCAAAGGCAAGACCCGGUCCAAGAAGGGCAAGCUGGACAAGAACUCCACCAAGGAGAGUGGCGGUCUGGACCCCAGUUCCCUGCUGGGGGCGCUGAUGAGGCAGGAUGAAUCCGUGUAUGUGUGCCAGCCGGCCGUGGAGCCCAAGAUGUCGUUCCACAGCAGUCUUUUCAGCGACCGUGGCGAUGGGGCGGGGGACGGCGCCGGGGGGUAUAGCGGUGGCCCGCUAGGCGGGGAUGGGGGAGGUGAUAUUCACGGAGGGUUUAGCGGUGGCCCGCUAGGCGGAGAUGGAGGAGGGAGCUGGAGCGCCAUGCCCAAUGGAGUCAUCGCCAACACAGCAGGCCCCAUGGGCCACCCUCUGUCCAGCUUUGACCCGCUCCUUACCACACUUGAUUGCUUAUCUUUGGAGGGGGAUGAGACCUGCUCUAACAGCGAGCUGUUCUCUGCUCUGGAGAACCUGGGUCUGAACGCGGAGGACCUAGAGCUUCUGUUACUGGACGAGAGAAUGAUCGGGGUGGAGAUGGACCCGGACUACAUCCCCUCACUCAACGACCUCCUCACCAACAACGAGAUCCUCUCCUACAUUCACGACUCGCUGGAGAACCGGACCGAGGAGGGCCAGGUUGGUGACGGCCACGCGUCCACCCCACGAGCCCCAGCCUUGACAUCCGUCCCCGCCUCAACCCCGACCCAGUGCCCUGACCCUCUCCCUGGCACCGGCCUAAUCCCAGACCCCUCUCCCCACCGCCAGGCUGCGUUCGCGGCGCCUACCUCCAGCCCAACCCCCGACCACCCGACGACCGCUUCGCCGGCCCCCCGGGCCACGUCGCCCAAUCGGCUGUCCUCUCACCGACCACCGAAGCAAGCCCCCAUAGUGCAACUCUCCCAGCAGAUGCAGCAGCACCUCGGCUCAGUGAAGCCGGUUCUCACGAAAUACCCUUGGCCCCCGACGACAGCUGACGCUCCCAAGCCAAGCCAGCCCGACGCUGUGCUGCGGACCGAAUCCCUGAGCGCGGCUCACAACGGACACCGGGUAGCCCAGCGGCAGCCGGACGAGCUCAACCGCCAGCCUCAGGCCCUGGUCGACGGGGAGACAUCCCCGUGGCAACCCCAGCGCCGCGACAACAUCCCUGGCCCGAGCCGGCACCAGAGGCAGCUCCCGCGGGUCCAGUGCCACGUCAAACAGCAGGCGGACGGCGCAGUCCUCAACGGGGUUCACUUCAACCCCGGUUGCCAGGGUUACAGCUUCAGCCACCAGGUGGGACUUAUAUCCAGAGGGGUUAACGGAGCCUGCUCAAACGGGCACAUGGACGCCAGCUCAGCAACCACGACGGAUGCGGUCACCUGCGUAGAUUACGCAAUGGGUGAUGCGACCAGCGCGGGCGUGGACAUGAAUGGGGUUAAGAUGGGGAGCGUAGGUCUCUACCAGGGACGGGGUGGGUUGACCGCCAACUCGUACCACCCGGAACUACACAAACAGCAGCAGGUCUCGUCCGCUUACUUCCCUAGCACACCGUACUCUCCUUUGGAUCACAUCCUGGGCCUGACACACCCACAGCAUGCCACGCCUUCUCCGGACGCCUACGGCAUAUUCAACAGCCCCGCCAACCAAGAUGCCGCUCGCGGCAAGAUGGAAACCGGCUGCAUCUUCAACAACACCAAUGUGGCCUACACAGGGAGCCGUCUACUGACCAAUGGGGACAGCCAGACAGCCAGCGACGGCCUCCUCAACCCACCAGACGCCCUCCAGUCCCUGGCCACCCUCCCCGACACACAGACUACUGGCUUCUACCUCUGAGAGGAGGAGGAGGAGGGUUUGGCAUAAACAGAGACAAGAGGAGGAAAACAGGAGAAGGAGAAAGAGAGGAGAAGAAUAAUGAAAAACAAGGCUAUGUCUAAUGUAUGUACAACGGACUCAGUACUCUGUGAAAGGGCUCAGGGUCUGCUCAGUAAAACACGAAACACAUCUUGUAGGAAAAGGAAAAAUAAGAUAAGGCGUGGUUGGUUGUGAGAGUUGCAGUUCCGCCACCACUGUGAAUUUCAUUGGUUUCUUUAGUGGGUGUGCAAAAUACAGUUUACAACAAAUGAUUAUAAGAGAGAGUUUAUGCAGAGAGAAAGUAUUUCACCUCUGUCAUAGCUACAGUGCUUCACUACACUCUAGAUUAGGGAAAGUGAAUGUGGAUAUGCAGAAGGAUUAAUGUGGAAUGUCCUAGCAUGGAGAUUAAAAAAUGCUAUGAAGAGACAUGAGUCUGAUUAAAGAUCCCCAAACGAAAUGAACCUUUCAUAUAUUUUCUAGAUGCAUUUUAAGAGAUCAGAAGCAUAAAUAAUUGGCCAAGUAAUGUAUGUCUUUUUAUACAUUUGAAAAAGUAUUUUAAGGCCUGACAUACAUUUGCAAACAUUCUUUUUAAAGAUUUGGCCAAAUCUUUUAUAUUUCAUCUGUUGUAGAUCUUUUUUUCUGUACGAGAAAAAGAAAUCUCUAGACUUAUUGUGAGGCGGAAUGGAAACAUUCUGUUUUAUAUUUUAUGUUUAGUUGUUUCAUUUGCCUGAAGAAAUUAAGAGCAAUUCAUUCUGGCCUAUCAUUUUUGGUUUUACAGCAUUUUCUUAUAGGUUGUCCUCUUAUAGGUUGGUGAGAUGAACUAAGUGAAAGAGAUCCCAUAUUAUGCUCAGUUGGAAUCUAUGAAGAGGGAGAGGAGAUCAGGGGAAGGAAUGACCAUAAUGGUGUUUAUUUUCAUGUUCCAUUUUAGAAUUAAAAAAGUUUACAGUACAAUGAUGUUGUGCAUAGAUUUAAACAGCACUUGAAUCAACUGAAGCAUUUUAUUCUUUUCUUGACUGGCUACAGUGUGAAAUCUCUUACUAAGUUCCAGACUACAGUAGUAGCCUCUGAUGCAGUUUUGGAGUCAAUUCAAUUUGUAUUUCCUCAGGAGUGGAAAUAUAUUAUAUAUUGUUUUUAUUGAAAAUGGAAUUGAGUCCAAACCAAUGGCUGUGUCAUGGUGAAACAAUCUGCAUUCGCGACCCGUUUCUGAGACAGAGACACUUGGAACAGCAGAGGACAUUUGCAGUGGGCCCUGAAAACACACAGUUGUCCAUGCGUUGACUGAGUCCUAGUCAGACUCAACAGCACUGAUACCAAAACCAAAUGAGUGGACACAUCUUCUAAAGAGAUUCUGUAGUUGUCAAUGGAAAGUUUCAUUGUUGAAUGUGUUGUGUACAUUGUAAAGGAGUUUUAAAAAGAUGCUGUUACUUCAUUAUAAAAAGGUGCUGAGAAAGUAACUUUAUUAUUAAUAUCGGUACGGUUAGGUUUUGUAUGCCUUCUAAAUGACACCUUUUUCCCUAUGGACCCUGGGUCAAAAGAUGUGCACUAUAGAUUAUAGGGAAUAGUGGGCCAUUUGGGAGGCAAACUGUGGCAUCAAUGUCACAAACAAAUGCAUUUACAGACUUACAGCCUAUCUUUCUAUUUGUUUAUUUAGGCUUUUUGGUAAACAGAUGUUUCUUCAAUGAAAUAGAUUUAUCUAAAUCAAACAUGAGAUCAAAUAUAUGUAAAAACAAAAAAGCCAGUUGACAAUCAAUUAAGAAAAAAUACAGCUUUAAAAUAAUGCUUGUCUAAAUAGUUAGAGGUGAUUUCUGUUUUUUUUUUUUACAUUUGUUGCAAGCACUACUUUAAAAGCACUGCUCCUUAAAAGCUAUUUUUCUCUAGCACAAAAGGUAGGCUUGUAGACAGUAAUUUUGGACUAAAUAUUGUAUGACUGUUGUCCCUACAGUUCUGUGUUUUAUUUCAGUCUUGUGUGGAUGAUGUUUUGUCACUUAAACUCAAAAGAAUAUGGUGCCAUACUAGUGAUAAACUUUUGUUAUUGUAAAAUCUUUUUUUAUCACUUUGAAUUUAUUUUGAUAUUCUAACACACGGAAAGUUAUGGUAGAUGUAACAAAACAAUGCAGUUCAAAUGUAUUAUUGGAUCCUGGAAAUAAAGGAUUUGUGC
Messenger RNA from Esox lucius (northern pike), 6377 nucleotides. It is a transcript of the gene ahr1b, whose product is annotated as aryl hydrocarbon receptor 1b. Gene Ontology annotation, biological process: regulation of transcription by RNA polymerase II. NCBI's taxonomy places the organism in Eukaryota, Metazoa, Chordata, Actinopteri, Esociformes, Esocidae. The record is from RefSeq and is a predicted model, not a curated record. Gene Ontology annotation, molecular function: nuclear receptor activity; protein dimerization activity; transcription cis-regulatory region binding. The transcript is spliced from 9 exons. Gene Ontology annotation, cellular component: aryl hydrocarbon receptor complex; nucleus. The coding region runs from base 1559 to 4201 and encodes 880 amino acids.